CUCAGCGAGUGGCGCCUCCUGCCCUUCCUCGUCGAGACAACGCGGCCGGUUCAUCGAGCCUCCUCUUCAAGUCGUCGUCGUCGUCCCGCCGAUGACGACGCAGGCGGUCGAGUUUCAUCGCCGGCGCGUCUUCUGCUCUCGUGCGAACUCCACGUCCGUCGUCUCAUGGCGAUGAUGCCGGCGUCGGAAUCCUCGUCGGAGUCUCGUCGGAACCAGAAGCAUCUCCUCUCUCAUCGGUCUCUUGUCUCCGUCGGUGGAGCUCUCUAAUCUUUAAGAUUUUUGCAAUUCUUCUGUUGAAUCAACCGACGAAGAUGCUUAGGAUGACUGUCGGCAUAUGAUGUUUAUGGGAUAUCGAGAUGAUCACUGGGCCGGCAGAGGGGCAGCAUCUUCUAGAAAUAAUUCGUGUCGGCAUUCGCUCGAAUGAUAUUUGCGAGGAAAAAGUAUGAGCCACAGGCAUUCGGUUUAAUGCAAUCUAUGUAUCGUUGGCUCUGACCUCCAACAGUAAUGUUCAGGAGUUUUAGACUCCCUCCAUCCGGGGGCAAGCUUGUUUGGUCCUUAUUUGAGCCUGUUUGUUGUUCACUUUGUAUGGCGGCAUCGGAGAAAGUAAAUGUGGUUGGGACUCUUCUCGGCAUGAAUGAGUCAGGUACAGAGAAGGAGACGGAGUGGGAGAGGUUACUUAAACCUUUUGAUUUGGAAGAACUACGAAAAUCACUUACGGGGAUUUCACCAUAUCAGCUUUGCAAAUUGCUCGUGCUUCCGAUUGAUGUGCCGAUGUCGAUGGAGUUAGUCGAGCGGGCAGGUGCACAGAAGAACUAUUCCCACACAUUUGAUGUAUACUGUAUCUUGAUUGAUAAGUUGGGUGCGGCAAAAGAGUUUAAGAUUAUUGAUAGACUGUUGUUGCAAAUGAAAGAAGAACAGAUUGCUUUUAGAGAGUCCCUUUUUCUAAUGAUUAUGAAACACUAUGGAAGAGCUAGUUUGCCUGGACAAGCCACACGGUUGCUCUUGGAUAUGAGAAGUGUCUAUUUUUGUGAACCAACAUUUAGGUCGUAUAAUGUUGUUUUGGACAUACUAGUAGCUGCUAACUGUCCAAAUGUCGCACCCAAUGUAUAUUAUGACAUGUUGAGUAAAGGUGUUUCUCCUACUGUUUAUACUUUUUUUGUGGUGAUGAGGGCCCUUUGUAUUAUUAAUGAGGUGGAUUCGGCAUGUUCUCUAUUGAGAGACAUGACAAGACAUGGCUGUGCGCCUAGUUCGUCAGUGUACCAAAUUCUUAUUCAUGCACUUUCCAAGAGAAAAAGAGUUGAUGAUGCGUUGAAAUUACUGGAUGAGAUGUUCCUUAUGGGUUGCAGACCUGAUGUUCAGACCUUUAAUGACAUUUUAGGCGGUCUGUGUAAGCUCAACCGGAUUCAUGAGGCAGCUAAAUUGUUUGACCGCAUGCUUCUUCGUGGGUUUACCCCUGAUGGUUUUACUUAUGGGGUUUUCAUUCAUGCUCUAUGCAAAGUGGGAAAAGUUGAUGAAGCGAGGGCUUUGUGGGACAAAAUGCCCAGUUCAGAUGUUGUGCUUUUUAAUACCAUGUUGAGUGGAUUUGUGAUGAACGGACGAUUCGAUGAAGCUAAGUCUCUGUUCUGUUGCCUUUUGGAUAGUCCCUACAAGCCAGAUGUCUUUUCAUACAACAUACUAACCUACGGACUUUGUCAGAAGGGGCAUUUGCACUCUGCACGGGAUUUGGUGAAUGAGAUGGAAGAUAAUGGUUGUAAGCCAAAUGUUAUCACAUACACAAUGUUGAUUGAUGCACUCUGCAAACUGGGUUACCUAAAUGAAGCUAAUUGUCUUCUGACUGAGAUGACAGGGAAGGGAAUCAACCUGAAUGUAGUGGGAUACAAUUGCCUCAUAUGCGCUCUAUGUAAGGAAAGAAGAAUUGCUGAAGCCCUGACAAUGUACGAUGAAAUGACAGACAAAGGAUGUAAGCCUGACAUAUAUACAUUCAAUUCUUUAAUACAUGGACUAACCAAGGAUGAUAAGGUGGAACAGGCCUUGGGAUUGUACCAUGACAUGUUAUUAGGAGGAGUGGCUGCUAAUACGGUUACCUAUAAUAUAUUGACGCAUGCCUUCUUAAAGAGGCAAGAGAUUCAAGAAGCUCUUAAGCUUGUAAAUGAAAUGAUAUUUAGAGGGUGUCCUCUUGAUAAUAUCACUUAUAAUGGCCUGAUUAAGGCACUCUGUCAAGCUGGUGCUGUUGAUAAAGCAUUGGGAUUAUUUGAAGAAAUGACCAGAAAAGGACUUCGUCCCAAUAACAUAUCUUGCAAUAUUUUGAUUAAUGGCCUCGGUCGAACUGGAAGAGUACAAGAAGCACUUGAGUUCUUAAGGGAUAUGGUACACCGAGGUUUGACACCUGACAUUGUUACAUAUAACAGUCUCCUGAAUGGCCUAUGCAGGGAAGGCCGCAUGCGUGAGGCUUUAAAUCUGUUUGACAGGCUAAAACUUGAAGGAAUUUGCCCAGAUGUUAUUACAUAUAACACUUUGAUCAGUUGGCAGUGCAAGGAGGGGUUGUUUGAGGAUGCAUGUUUACUCCUACGAGGUGGAUUAGAGAGUGGAUUUUUGCCCAAUCAUUGUACUUGGCAAAUUUUAGUCUGCAAUUGUAUAAGCCAGAUUGAUUCGUAAGCAAUUCCUAAAAUUUGGACAAAUUUUGGAAUUCUGAUCAUGAGGGCUAUAUAAAAUUCAUCAUGUAGAUACUGAGGGCUAAUUAUGUGAAGGCUUUUUAUUGGUCAUUCAUUGAGCUUGAAGAAUCCUUGAAAGUAGCACUUUUCUAUGAAGUGUUUCUUGAAGAGCUCUGAAUAGUUCAGAGGUUUCAAAUUCAUACAUGAAUAGGUAAGUCCUUGGCACCAAAUGCAAAAGGUGCUAGCUUAUGUAGUAAUGCUUGAAUCAGAUGAUUGAGUGCAUUGGCAAAGAUGCAUCAGAAAAUUAGUCAUUGGAGCUUCUACUCUUUGAAUUUUUUCAUGGUAUCUCUACUGCACAAACAUGUUGGAAAACGGUGCUCUGUCAUCAGCAAUCUCGACAAGCAUUCCGAGCUUUUGUACAAUAUUUGCUAACUUAAAAGGUAAAUUGGCAUCUAUCAGCCCAUCAAUCAGGCAUGUACUCUAUUGGAAGCACUAAAGAUUGAAAAGAGUGCCACAAGCUCUAUCAGCUGUUCGUCUGAUUCUAGUGAACAUGGAGGAUAAGUUAGCUUGUUAGUUAAGGAUGCAUCAGCUCACGCCUGAGAUUGUUUACAUGGGUUCAUAGACACUAGGGCUUGUGCUAGUACCAUACCUCUUUUUCUGUACACUCCCUUGAUAACUAAUAGGCAAAAAUGCCCUCAAGUUUUCAAGUUGGUAAAGUUUUUUACCUUUA
Messenger RNA from Syzygium oleosum, 3381 nucleotides. Its product is annotated as pentatricopeptide repeat-containing protein At5g64320, mitochondrial. Gene Ontology annotation, molecular function: protein binding. The transcript is spliced from 5 exons. The record is from RefSeq and is a predicted model, not a curated record. The coding region runs from base 505 to 2655 and encodes 716 amino acids. Lineage: Eukaryota; Viridiplantae; Streptophyta; Magnoliopsida; Myrtales; Myrtaceae.